AUGAAAGUUAAGUUAGAAUUCGAUCCGUAUGGCUCUCCAGGACAAAUUAAAGUGUCUGAAGAUUUGUACCCAACCAGCAUACCUUCUUUCUCCACAUUUGCACAAAUUACACUACCAUGUUACUCAAAAGAGCUGCAAAAAACAUUUAUAUAUUGGUACUCUGUAGAUAAAUCUUUACCUUAUGAAACCGUUAAGAUCCCCAUAGACCAUUAUGAAAUUAAACCUUAUGAUCCAACUUUUGAUUUCUGUGAGUUUACACCUUUAGAAAACGAUUUCGAUGAAUAUGUAUCACCUUUAGAUAUUAUCGGAAUAACAUUAGAUCCAAUACUUUAUGAUAAAAUAUCACAAUUACCUUCGAACAAUGAUAAAGUAAGCUUUCUAGCAACGAAAUUUGAUAUUAGGGAUAAACAAUCGAUAAUAUACAAGAAUCAAUGGCUACAUCAGAAAUUAUGUAGUGUAACAUACUGUAAACCUCAUCCAUAUGGUAUAAUUGAUUUCAGUAGGACAAAAAUUAUACUUACAAAGGAAAAAGAAUACAACAACGGUAAUAAAGAGGACUCACAUAUUGAUUGCUCCAACAUUCAAAUAGCAUGUCUUCCGUAUCAUUUACCAUUAGAAUUGAUAACUCCGAAUGUCUACGUAAAGAAUCAUGAUGAUACGCUUUUUGCAUAUGCCAAUCACGAUGUUUUUACCAAGCUCAAGAUUAGUAGUGGUUCAUUGGUGCAAAUUUCAAUUUAUGGUAAGUCGACUCAUUUGAGACUGUUCGUACUUUUUCAACCAAAUAAUUUUAUUAAUAACACAAUAUAUUUACAUCCUCGAGUAAAAAGUUUAUAUCCAAGCCAUGAAAAUGUCCAUAUUCAAAAAUGUAUUAUUGAAGAAACGUUGCCAAUUGCUUCAAAAGUGAUCGUAUCAAGAGUUGGUGGUUGGAUUCAGACCCAAAAGAUAUACCAAGAUAUUAUUCUGCAAAGCCUAAAAGCUUUUUUUUCAAAUAAGGAUAGAAUAUUUAAAAUUAAUGAUCUUAUACCUAUUACAUUUGACAAAUCUUUGUCAUCUCUGACAUCUGAACAGACCAUUACUGAAUGGGGUGACUGGAAUGUUAGUGAGGUAAAAGAUGGUUCUGAUACGUUGGUAUGGUUUAAGAUUACAUAUGCAGAAUUAAAAUUAUCUGAUGGUGAUGAUAUUGGGUCCUCUUCGAAGAUUUUUGAAGGAGACUUUAUAAUAGAUCCCGUGAAUACCAAAGUCAGUACUAGCAACAUAGUUCGUGAAUCUUCAGAAGUCACACUUAAUGAGGACUAUGAUGCCUACUACCAACUACCAUCUUCAUUUAACUACCAUCCCGGUAUCUUUCCAUACUAUAAUGAUUUUUCUAAUAUCAUUAGGUCAUCUGUAGCAUGUCUUAAAAGGGGUAUUGCUGCAGAAACUCAGAUUUUACUUCAUUCUACAAGCAGUAAUGUUGGUAAAUCAACGUUAGUCAAACGCAUUGCAACAAAAUUUCAAAUUAAUCUCAUUGAUUUUGACUGUAUUUCUUUUUCGUACAGUCAAGGCUCAUUAGAUUCUAUCACCAAAAUUAUAGGUUUCCUCAAGGCAAAACUUGAAGCAGUUCUUCCCUACGUUGACUCUACAAUUGUUUAUAUGUCCCAUUUUGAUGUUUUAUUUCCACCUAUUGAUCCAAAUCAAGAUCAAAAUACAACGAAAAUAGCAAGAACUUUGGAGUUAGGGUUACUUAACAGUAUUGGUUCAGUGAUGAAAAAAUAUAGGAAUGUAAUAUUUGUUGCCUCUGUUAAUGAAAUAGAUAAUUUACCAAGUACAGCUAGAGCUUUCUUUAAGUUUGAAGUAGGUGUGCCAGUGCCAACAGAAGAACAAAGAUUAUCGAUAUUUGAAUGGUACCUUUCAUCGAAACAAUUGAACCAAAGUUACAGUCCCGUGGUAAAGAAACAAAAAUUCGUUCUAGGUUCAGACGUUGAUAUGCAACAUCUAGCUGUUCAUUCUGCUGGUUUAACCCCUAUUGAUAUAUGUUCAAUUGUCAGUAAUGCAAGAGAAGACUCUAUCGAGAAGGUCUGUGAGUCAAAACAGAACUUAUCUAUAGAAUUGGAUAUGGCCACAUUAGAUAAAGCAAUUUCCAAUGCAAGAGAUGAAUAUUCGGUAUCUAUUGGUGCUCCAAAAAUUCCAAAUAUCACAUGGGAUGAUAUAGGUGGUGUUGAUCAAAUUAAGAGUGAAAUUAUGGAUACUAUUGAUAUGCCAUUAAAGCAUCCUGAGUUAUUUGCAUCCGGUCUAAAGAAGAGAAGUGGUCUGUUAUUUUAUGGUCCACCUGGUACAGGUAAAACUCUAAUGGCAAAGGCUAUAGCCACUAACUUUUCGUUGAAUUUUUUUAGUGUAAAAGGUCCCGAACUGUUAAACAUGUAUAUAGGUGAAUCAGAAGCUAAUGUGAGACGUAUAUUUCAAAAAGCACGGGAGGCUAAACCUUGUGUCAUUUUCUUUGAUGAAAUUGACUCUGUGGCUCCAAAGAGAGGUAAUCAAGGUGAUUCUGGUGGUGUAAUGGAUCGAAUUGUUUCCCAAUUAUUAGCUGAGCUAGAUGGGAUGAGUUCUGGCUCUAGUGAUGGUUCUGUAAGUGAGGGAAUCUUCGUUAUUGGUGCUACCAAUAGACCGGAUUUGCUUGAUGAGGCCCUCUUGAGACCCGGUAGAUUUGAUAAACUGUUAUAUUUGGGUAUACCUGACACUAAUGAAAAACAAUUAAACAUUUUAAAAGCAUUGACUCGUAAAUUUGAAUUCCAUGAGGAUGUUGACCUACUGCAAGUUGCUGAAAAUUGUACAUUUAACUACACGGGGGCAGAUUUUUAUGCCCUUUGUUCGGAUGCUAUGUUAAAGGCAAUGACACGAAUUGCUCAUACUGUGGAUAAAAAAUUAACUGAGUACAACCAGCAGAAAAAUGCGUCUCAGGAAAAGUCGGUCUCUCUGAAUUACUGGUUCGACCAAGUUGCCACUGAGGAGGACACAUCUGUGACUGUCCGAAUGGAAGAUUUUGUCAAUGCUCAGAAAGAAUUGACGGUAAGUGUUUCACAAGAUGAAUUAAACCAUUACCUGAAAGUUAAAAGGGAUUUCGAAGGUUAA
Messenger RNA from Maudiozyma saulgeensis, 3108 nucleotides. The record is from the annotation of a GenBank genome assembly. Lineage: Eukaryota; Fungi; Ascomycota; Saccharomycetes; Saccharomycetales; Saccharomycetaceae.